UGUUCUAUAAAAAUGUAGCUGGACAUGCCAGUGCUUCUUGUCAACCUAGAAAGCUCAUCACUGUUGGUCGGCUUGACCUCUGUUUCUCCGCGUGAGGGCUCUGUUUGUCUGGGCAACAGAACAUGAGCUUCGGAGGCUCAAACGGGAAGAACCCAAAUCCUUCCAGUGCCCCGUCGGCGCUCCGAAGCAUAACGAGAUCCGUCGACAGGAACGGCCAUCGGUACGCUGACGGCAAUGCCGGGUAUGACAUGGUUCUCGCGAAGGAACAGAAUCGAAACCCAUCACAGAUCUCAACUCUCUCCAACAAGAUGGUCUCAUUUCCUAGCUUUAUCUCGGACAACGGAACCAUGACCAUAAGCACGCCGGAGAGGUUCGGUCCGUGGGGUGGCACCGGCGGCACCAUAUUCGACGACGGCAUAUACACCGGCGUCAGGCAGAUCACCAUAACGCGAGGGCUGGGGAUAUCCUCCAUGAAGGUCCUCUACGACCGGAACGGGCAGGCGAUAUGGGGCGACAAGCGCGGCACCAGCGGGGCGGCGAGACCUGAAAAGAUCGUAUUCGAUUUUCCAACGGAGAUCCUGACGCACGUCACCGGGUACUUCGGCCCGACGAUGAUCAUGGGCCCGACGGUGAUCAAGUCUAUCACCUUCCACACGACGAAGAAGAGCCAUGGACCGUUUGGGGACGAGCAUGGCACAUUCUUCUCCAGCUGCCUGACCGACGGAAGGAUCGUGGGGUUUCAUGGCAGGGGUGGAUGGUACAUUGACAGCAUCGGGGUUCAUGUUCUGGAAGGGAAGGUGCUGCCGCAGAAAGCCGCUGACGACACGAGCCCGUCGCGGCAAACCGCGCUCGCAUUGCCGACGAGGGAUAUCGGAGACGAGGUUACAUAUGGCGUGGUGAAAGAACCGAUACCGAUAGGGCCGGGGCCAUGGGGAGGGGAGGGAGGGAAGCCAUGGGACGAUGGCGUCUACACUGGGGUGAAGCAAAUCUACAUCACGAGGAACGAGUUCAUCGGGUCCAUACAGAUCGAGUACGACAGGAGCGGGCAGUCCAUCUGGUCUACCAGGCACGGCGACGGUGGUCAGAUCACACACAGGAUUAAGCUGGACUACCCACACGAGGUGCUGACCUGCAUCUACGGCUACUACAACGCCUGCGCCGGGGAAGGGCCAAGGGUGCUGAGAUCGAUCACCGUCGUCAGCAGCCGGGGCAAGUACGGGCCGUUCGGUGACGAGGUCGGGACGUACUUCACCUCCGCUACGACGAAGGGGAAGGUGGUAGGCUUCCACGGCCGGAGCGCCCUGUACCUCGACGCCAUCGGGGUGCACAUGCAGCACUGGCUGGGAGACAGGAACACCGCUGUCUCCAAUCCCAAGACCAGCUCCAACUCAAAGGCUAUUGUUUCCAGCAACAAGGCUGCUGCUGCUACUACUACAACCUCCUCCAAGUACUACAUCUCCAAGUAUCUGUUUUGAUUUGGCUUCACCUACCGGCUGUACCGAGACUGAGUUUGCAGGAGAAUGCUUUUGCGUUUUUGUACCGA
Lolium rigidum is the source of this 1543-nucleotide messenger RNA. RefSeq names its product jacalin-related lectin 3-like. NCBI's taxonomy places the organism in Eukaryota, Viridiplantae, Streptophyta, Magnoliopsida, Poales, Poaceae. Gene Ontology annotation, molecular function: carbohydrate binding. The transcript has 6 exons. Bases 123 to 1475 code for a protein of 450 amino acids. The record is from RefSeq and is a predicted model, not a curated record.